Molecule: messenger RNA, 1572 nt
Organism: Caretta caretta (loggerhead turtle)
Lineage: Eukaryota; Metazoa; Chordata; Testudines; Cheloniidae
Source: RefSeq, a predicted model, not a curated record
AUGGGUAUUGUGUGUCACAGAGGGGCCCCCUGCGCCGCCCGGGCCCCGGCCCAGAUCGGGGGCCCCUGCGCCGGCGCUGCCCAGACCCUGGCCGAGAUCGGGGGCCCCCGGCGCCCCUCAGACCCCGGCCCAGAUCGGGGGCCCGUCGUCCCCGGGCGCCGCCCAGACCCCACCCUGGCCGAGAUCGGGGGCCCCCUGAGUCCGGCGCCGCCCAGACCCCAGCUGAGAUCAGGGGCCCCCUGCGCCGCCUGGACCCCAUCCGAGAUCGGGGGCCCCUGCGCCCGGCGCCCCUCAGACCCCGCCCAUCGGGCCCAGAUCCGGCGCCGCCGGGCCCCAUCCGAGAUCGGGGCCCGGCGCCGCCCUGGACCCCAUCCGAGAUCGGGGGCCCGGCGCCCAGACCCGUCCGAGAUCGGGGGCCCCCUGCGCCCGGCGCUGCCCAGACCCUGGCCGAGAUCGGGGGCCCCCUGCGCCCGGCGCCCCUCAGACCCCGGCCCAGAUCGGGGGCCCGUCGUCCCCGGGCGCCACCCAGACCCCGUCCGAGAUCGGGGGCCCCUUGCGCACGGUGCUGCCCGGACCCCGUCUGAGAUCGGGGGCCCCCUGAGUCCGGCGCCGCCCAGACCCCGUCCGAGAUCGGGGGCCCCUGAGCCCGGCGCCGCCCGGACCCCGUCCGAGAUCGGGGGCCCCUGUGCCUGGCGCCGCCCGGACCCCGUCCGAGAUCGGGGGCCCCUGCGCCCGGCGCCCCUCAGACCCCGGCCCAGAUCGGGGGCCCGUCGUCCCCGGGCGCCGCCCAGACCCCGUCCGAGAUCGGGGACCCCUUGCGCCCGGCGCUGCCCGGACCCCACCCCGGCCGAGAUCGGGGGCCCCUGUGCCCGGCGCCGCCCGGACACCGUCCGAGAUCGGGGGCCCCCUGUGCCCGGCGCUGCCCAGACCCCGUCCGAGAUUGGGGGCCCCCUGUGCCCGGCGCCGCCCAGACCCCGGCCCAGAUCGGGGGCCCGUCGUCCCCGGGCGCUGCCCAGACCCCGUCCGAGAUCGGGGGCCCCUUGCGCCCGGCGCUGCCCGGACCCCACCCCGGCUGAGAUCGGGGGCCCCCUGUGCCCGGCGCCGCCCGGACCCCGUCCGAGAUCGGGGGCCCCCUGUGCCCGGUGCCGCCCGGACCCCGUCCGAGAUCGGGGGCCCCCUGUGCCCGGCGCCGCCCGGACCCCGUCCGAGAUCGGGGGCCCCCUGUGCCCGGCGCCGCCCGGACCCCCGUCCGAGAUCGGGGGCCCCCUGUGCCCGGCGCCGCCCGGACCCCGUCCGAGAUUGGGGGCCCCCUGUGCCCGGCGCCGCCCGGACCCCGGCCGAGAUUGGGGGCCUCCUGUGCCCAGCGCCGCCCAGACCCCGGCCGAGAUCGGGGGCCCGUCGUCCCGGGCGCCGCCCAGUCCCCUGUCCGAGAUCGGGGGCCCGUCGUCCCGGGCGCUGCCCAGACCCUUGUCUGAGAUCGGGGGCCCGACGUCCCAGGUGCCACCCAGACUCCCGGCCGAGAUCGGGGGCCCGACUUCCCGGGCGCCGCCCAGACCCCCGACCGAGAGCUGA